Messenger RNA from Cladocopium goreaui, 5625 nucleotides. The record is from the annotation of a GenBank genome assembly. Lineage: Eukaryota; Dinophyceae; Suessiales; Symbiodiniaceae.
GUUGAGCCAGCUGCAACAUCCACUGCUUGUGAAUUCACAGAGGAAGGCCCUCGAGCAUUAGAGGCCCUUCCGAAUUUUCCAGACGAUUUUGCCAUCAGCCAUGUUGACCAACGCCGAGGGGGUGUUGGCAUGGUUUUAGAGAUUUUUGCCGGGACGUGUCGCCUUAGCCAGGCCUGCCGUAAGCAUGGUAUGGAAGCCUUGUCCGUAGACAAAGACCCAAAGAGGUCCGAGCAAGCGCCAACUUUUGACCUAGGUAAGACAGAAGAUUACGCUGCUCUGAUGAGUUUUGUCGACCACGAAAGCUCUCGAAUUGUUCAUGCUCACUUUGCCCCGAGUUGUGGGACUGCAUCUCGUGCCAGAGAAAAGAAAAUCAAGGGCAUUGACAACCCGCCCAAGCUGUUGCGGUCGGAUCUGAAGCCGGACAGAUUGGACGGCCUUGACGCUAGGGACCAGCUUCGAGUCAAGAUAGCCAAUGAUGCUUAUGAUAGUAUGGUCAACAUGUUGGAAAGCCUAGCCCUUCAGUGCGAUAACCAGCACAAGCAUAAAAGUUGGCGACCAUCCCUGGUGGAUGGGCGAAUGGUUUUCCCGACCGCUGAAGAAGCAGCGUAUCCACGCCUGCUUUGUGAUAGACUAGCAUCGCUGUUCGUUCAAGAGUCCAUUGAGCGUGAAUUUAAGCCAGUAGAAUCUUUGCAUGAGCAACUUCAAGCUGACAUUGACUGUGGGAAGAGAAAUCUCUUCUCCUACCAGUCAAGAAGUACUUCUUUGAAACCUUUGGUCCCUGAGUGGGGCGCCACUCGCAUAGUUCUGGUCCCAGUCACAGCAGUGCCGGACAGUAAAGUGCUAGCCCACUUCCCCAAAGGUUCACAGAUCAUUCGUCGUUUUCUUUGGCGGGGGUUUAAGCGUGACGAAUGGAAAAGUGCAAUGCUGAUUGAAACUAUACCACCAGACUGUCCCUUUGAAGCUUUGACGGUUGGAGUGCCGUUGAACCCCGAGGACUUCCUUGUAGCAGCAGUGAAGGCGGGGAGAAUCCUCGAAGGCAAAAAUCUUCUGUUGUGGAAAGAGAUGUUGGUGGACCUCAAGUACCCGGACGCUGGCAUCAUUGACGAGAUCAUUGCAGGUUUCCCCAUCACGGGAUGGGCACAGUCUUCAGGUGUCUUCACCUCCAAAGUUAGACCACCAACUAUGUUGAUCGACGACUUCAGCAUCUGUGGUGUGAACUCCACCUUUGGCAUGACAGAGAAGUUGAGGGUGGAAUCUGUAGAUGAAGUUUGCGCUUGUAUUUCCAUCGCCAUGACGGAAAUGAGGAGAGCAGGUGCCGAGGCCAAGAUCUAUGGGAGAACCUUCGACUUAAAGUCAGCCUAUAAACAGUUUUCACUUGACGAGGAGCAUGUUCAAAAAACAAAAAUCGCCAUCAAAAGUCCUGACAAGCAGGUGUCCUUUUUCGAUGUGUUAGCGCUGCCCUUUGGUGCUACGGGCAGUGUUGCUGCUUUUCUCCGCAUCUCGUCAGCGGUGUGUUACAUCGGGAAGGUAGGGUUUUUGAUACCAUGGACGGCAUAUUUUGACGACUUCACGGCAAUGGCCCCUGAAGGUUUGCUGAGCGAGACCACCUUCUUCGCAGAGAGCUUGUUCCGGAACACCGCCAACGGUACCUUUGAACUUGGCCACACGGAAGAGAGGAGGAGCGAAUCGAAAGCUUCAAUCGAGGCUUUGCUCGGAAGUGGUGGGCCGAUCAAAACAAAGUCACUCGAGCAGCUUCAUGGCAGGCUUGUAUGGUUCCGGUCCUUUGUCUUUGGCCGCAAGCUGAAUUGGGCGGUGAGAGUGGUCUCGAAGUUCUCCAGGACUCACGAGAAGCGAGUUGGCCUCACUGACUCCUUGGUUGCGGCCUUGAAAUGUCUUGAUGGGUUUCUGAGUACUUGCCAGAACGUGAAGGUUGGUGUUGAUAUCUCGGCGACUUGGGUCGUAUUCACAGAUGGGGCCUACGAGCCGGAUCAAAAUUUUCCUGCGACAGUUGGAGGGGUGUUGGUAAACCCACAGGGCCAAGUGGUUUCCUACUUUGUGGAGGUGUUGCCCCAAAGCCUGCUGAGCGAAUUCCUUGAGGCUUCUCGACACCCCAUAUAUGAGUUGGAAAUUUUUCCUGUCGUGAUUGCGGUGAGGUUGUGGGCCAAACACCUGGCCGGCAACUUUGUGGUUCAUUAUCUUGAUAACAAUGCGGCGCUUGGGGCCUUCAUUCGUGCAGAUUCUGCGACUGAACUUGGCAAGGCGUUGCUGAAAGGGUUGGACUUCACAUCGGUCUAUUUGAGGGAUGCAGCUAAAAGUGAACCUUCUCUUCCAGCGCACUUGGUGGACUGGGGUAUUUCACGGGGUCAAGUGACUACAAGUUCUCCUCCUGCAGGAGCCAAAAGGCCAUCGGAAGCGGAGUGGUACAGUGCCACAUCAGGAGUUUGUGACAGCAUGUACUUGCAUCACAUAGUGAACUUUAUCACAGGGGGCGAUGUGGAGAAGAUCAUCCUGCAUGUCGAUAACUCAGCAGUUCGAAUGCUUUCACUGAAAUGUGGUUCAGGUCGUCUACGACACGUUCAUGGUCGAUACCUGUGGCUUCAAAGCAAAGUGUCAUCUGGGCAUUUGACCAUCAAACAAGUGAAAACUUUAUACAACAUUGCCGACCUCAACACAAAGCCACUGCCAAGGGAGCGUUUUAUGGCACUGUUGUUCAUGCUUGGGUUUGUGAACAAUGAAGGACGUGUGGGAGAAGAUGCAUUCACACAGAUGCAGUCAAGGGAGGUCGUGAAACUGCAUGUGAAGUCCAUUCACAAAACUGUCCUUGAAGAUGACAGGAUGCAUAGAUCGAUAAAACAUGAGCAGAACAAAUUCACGAAGCAGAUUCUUCGAAUCCUGUCCACGUUCAGCUUGGUGCAGUUGAGUGAAGGUGCCUACUACUCACCAACUAUUCACAUCUCAGGUAUUCCCUCAUGCAUCAUGAUUGUUAUUUUGAGUCUGUGUCAUUCGAGAGCAUUUAUCUUCUUUUUGAGCCUGGUUGCAAUGUUCAUCUGUGCAGACGGUACGGAAGAUCUCGAGCGUGAAUCAAAGGCCUUGAGCCCUACUGAAUUCAAGUGUGUGUUGGGUGUUGGAGGAGUCCUUUUCAGCAGCAUUGGAUACAUGAUUUCUGGAAGUUCAAAUGCAGAUGGUGGAAGCUCUGUGGAUGAACCUUAUUCAGAAGAGCAAGAUCACAGUGAUGAAGAAGACCAUAAUUCUCGUGAACAGGCCAAUGGCAUUCAUGGUGAGCUGAUCAGCAUCUUCGAGUAUUGUGAGGAAAAUGGUGUGGAUGCAGAUCAAGUUCGAUUUGUCAAUAUUCUUUUUACGGCACUUCAGAACAUGGACAAUGAAUUUGCAGUUCGAUUCGAAGAGACAGUCGAGGAGUUGAUGGUCGAAGACUUUCUGCCAACUCAUAUUCCAUCAAACUUGGAAACCUUGGAUUUGGCUCCACCUUUCGAACCUCACAGUCCUGAAGACAUGAUUACUUGGAUGCUGGGGGGAUGUGACAUGACCGGCGAUUCUGGUUUUUUGGAUGUGGUGCCUAGAGAUGUCGAACUGUAUGGAGGUUCUUCUUCUGGUUCUGCAGUUAUUUGCGACAAUGGCAUGAGUUCGUAUGGUCUGCCUAUCAACUUACACAAUGGAACGGGCGGAAUGGUGAUGCCAGAGAGUGUUUCAUCCAAUUUUGACGAGUCGGUGAUUGUUGCCUCCCCAACUAGUGACUCUCAGCAAGGGGCAAGUGAGGCGACAGAAGGCAUUGAUGAAGAUGUUCAACAUCAGGCCAUCGCCAAUCCACAGCCUCUACCGACCACAAUGGAUGCCUCAGCUUAUGAUCGUUUUCUUCAUGAAGCUCAUCUACAAAAUAAUCGCAAGUGUAUGCCUCAGCUGCCGUGGGAAACGGGAAUACUAGCUGCAAUUUUUGGAGACGAGCAAUCCAUUCAUUGCCGUGUCCCGAUACCUGCUGUGGUUCCUGCUCCGGCUUUGGGGCAGUCGUCUCGUGAUGACUAUCAAGAUGUUGACAUGCCAUCAAGUGCUUCAAAACGAAGAUGUACCACAAGAUCUGGGAGAUUUGUGUCAGUGGCAGAACCGACUGCCGGGCCGGACCAUGAUUCCGAAGAAGUUCAAGUUGAACCUGUACACGACGAACUCAAGACAUCGGGAAGCUCUUCAGCAGUGGAAGAGGAGUUGAAUCAGAAGUUUGACAAAGCCGCGACAUUGGAUUAUGAGGGCCCACUGUACCAGCAUAAGAAGAGCAGAGUGCUGCACAAACCUCACGAACAGGGUGGACGGCUUCUGUGUGGAAGGAGCAUUGGUGUGGCUUACAAUUUCUUGUCACGAGGCUCAACAUUCAAGUGGGCAAGAUGUUCCUUAUGUUUCAAGGGAGAUGUCGUGACCAGUGUUGACGGCCUAGUUGAAGCAUUUGAUGCAGCACGCGACAAACCUGACAAAAUGCUGAAGCUGGAUUCGGCCCAAAAUCAAUUAGUCGUCAAGGACCACCCGAAGGACAGAGAGACUGAUGUGACGAGUGACCUCUCAUUAUAUCAAGCUAUGACGAGAAGAGCACUUGCAACGGACUUGGUCGGCUUCGCUAGCUACGGCACUGUCAUGAAGUUCGUGAAUCGUCUGUUCAAUCUUCUGAAUCAGCAGCCUGCCGCUGGCUUCAUGAAGCCUUCGACGUCGCAGCUGCUCCGCGCGGACAGGCAGUGUUUUAUGCGGCUUGCUGAGAUGGUGGCGCCACCGUUCACUGUCAAUGCUGCGGGCACCUUGCCCGUCGAUUUAGCUUUCGACCAGCUCCACAAUGAUGUCACAAUCACCUACCAUAUGUUGCCAGUGCCAGCGCCCAAAAAGGCCGAGGAGGUAAGUGGCGCCGGACUGGAGCCUAUCCUCCUGGAUACAACUGGCGAGUAUGACGAGCUCGUCUUUGGUGUGUUUUGGGACGAGUUGCAGUUUCUGGAACAGAUUGCUAAGGCGGGGCACCCUCAACAUUUGUUCUUGCAAUCGCUGGCUCGUACCUGUGAUGCCUCUCAUGCGCAUGAACCUUACAGUUUGACAUUGGUUGAUGGCGUUUGGACUUUCAGCACUGCUGCUGAAGGAGCCUAUCCAGCCUUGUUUUUGCAAACGGUUUGCCACCAUUCUUGGCAAGCUCUUUCAGGUGACACCUCGCCCUCCUCCAGCUGCGCUCGCCUUUCGUUAGUGCCCGAGCUUCAUGUCAUCAAACUCCAGUCACCUCCAACAGACCUGGACGGCUGUAAGGUUUUUGAACCGACUGAUUCAACGGGGGAAGGUGCACAGUCUAGUUUAUGCAAGGUGCGUUUUUACGCCACCCCGCGGCAGUUUGUGAGCAAGGCAAAAGCUUUGAAUCACCCAAUGGACGCUGACAAUCCGGUAUCCGACUGGGUUAAGCGAGCAAUCUUUUCAAUGAUGACAGUUGAUUCUGCAAGCCUUGCCCUCCAACGUGCCACGAGGCUGAAACAAAUUCUGACAUGGAAGUCUCAGCUUGAGAAGGAUGAACAGAAGCUCACCAACUCUCUGCCAGCUCACUCUAAGGUCAUCAUGGAGGGCAAGCAGGUCCUCCUUAUGCAGCGACGGCUAUGA